UGGACCCCCGGCCACCCGCCGCGCGCCGCGGCUCCUGCGCACCAUGGCCCCGCUCUGGGCCCUGCUGGCCCUCGGCUGCCUGCGGGGCUGCUGGGCUGUGAACCUCCAGCCCCAACUGGCCAGCGUGACCUUCGCCACCAACAACCCCACCCUCACCACCGUGGCCUUGGAAAAGCCCCUCUGCGUGUUUGACAGCUCCGCUGCCCUCCCUGGUGCCUAUGAGAUCUACCUCUACGUCCUGGCCGACUCGGCCAGCUCCAGGAACACCUCCGUGCAGGACAGCACCAACAAGCCCCUCAGUUCAACGUUCCGGCAAACAGAUGGCGGGCAGACAGGCCCCUACAAAGCAGUAGCCUUUGACCUGACUCCCUGUGGUGACCUGCCCAGCCUGGAUGCCGCUGGGGAUGUGUCCCAGGCCUCGGAGAUCCUGAAUGCAUACUUGGUCAGGGUGGGGGCCAACGGGACCUGUCUGCUCGACCCCAACUUCCGAGGCCUCUGCAACCCGCCCCUGUCGGCAGCCACGGCAUACAGGUUCAAGUAUGUCCUUGUCAACGUGUCUACGGGCCUGGUACAGGACCAGACCCUGUGGUCGGACCCCAUCUGCACCAGCCGGCUCACCCCAUACUGGGCCAUCGACACAUGGCCGGGGCGGCGGAGCGGAGGCAUGAUCGUCAUCACCUCCAUCCUGGGCUCCCUGCCCUUCUUCCUGCUCGUGGGGUUUGCUGGCGCCAUCGUCCUCAGCUUCGUGGAUGUGGGGACUUCUGACGGGGAAACCACCCACGACUCCCAGAUCACGCAGGAGGCUGUGCCCAAGUCCCUGGGGACCUCAGAGCCGUCGUACACAUCCGUGAACCGGGGGCUGCCCCUGGACAGGGCUGAGGUGUAUCCCAGCAAGCUGCAGGACUGAACCUGGGUGCCGCACCCUGGGUGGCCAUUCCCUCCCACCAGCUUUGCUCGGGGGUCCCGGGGGUCCCAGGGGCCCAACUGCAGGGAA
Choloepus didactylus (southern two-toed sloth) is the source of this 994-nucleotide messenger RNA. It is a transcript of the gene UPK3A, whose product is annotated as uroplakin 3A. NCBI's taxonomy places the organism in Eukaryota, Metazoa, Chordata, Mammalia, Pilosa, Megalonychidae. The transcript has 6 exons. Bases 44 to 907 code for a protein of 287 amino acids. The record is from RefSeq and is a predicted model, not a curated record.